AUGGCCCUGCUGCUCCUGAUGCUGGUGGCAGGAGACAACAAUACCACCAUAAGUCCAGUGGCUAAUGGAGACAUCAGCUUCCAGCAAGCUGAACUCUCACUCUGGCACAUCAUACUGACUGAAGUGAUUGCCUUCCUCCUUCAAGCCGUUCUCCUCUUAAUCCUAUACAUUUUACUCCGAAGGCAAAUAGCCAACUACUAUGGCCAAAUGGUGAAAGUUGCAAGCGCCCAGGCCCAGGCCCAGGCCCAGGCCCAGGCACCAAAGAAGCCAGAAGGCAAUUGUGAUCCACCUGCCUUGGAAAAGAGAAAGUCUAAGAGGAAUGUUCCAGGUCCUGCCCUGGCCUGUAGGGAUGACAGUGACAGUGACAGCGAUUCCUCCUCAGAUAGCUCUGACAGUUCAGAAAGCUAUCCUCCAGCUUCCAUCAGUGAGGCACCCAAGGAUAUGAAUUACAGCACCCUGGUCUUUCCACCCACUGUUUCCCAAAAGCUUUUGUCUCCUGCAGACUAUGAGAAUAUAAAGGCAGCUGGGGAUUAUGUCAAUGUAAACCCCAAGAAUUGUACCAAUAAUGCCUGGAAUUUCAAUUGCUCCUUCUCCUCUGAGCCAGUGGAGUACACAGAAGUAGCUAUGUGA
Molecule: messenger RNA, 630 nt
Organism: Trichosurus vulpecula (common brushtail)
Lineage: Eukaryota; Metazoa; Chordata; Mammalia; Diprotodontia; Phalangeridae
Gene: RHEX
Product: regulator of hemoglobinization and erythroid cell expansion
Exons: 6
Coding region: 1-630 (209 amino acids)
Cellular component (GO): plasma membrane
Source: RefSeq, a predicted model, not a curated record